AUGCAGUUCCGCGCUAUUACGGGUGCGCUGGUAGCUGCAGCUGUCGCCUCGGGUGCCUUCUAUGCUUACAACGGGACGCAGUCGUCCGGUCACUCGCAAUCUCCCGCCGAUCAAGCCAGGAAUCUCACGAGCGCUGUGAACAGCGAGCCGACCAGGAAAGCGCUCGUUGUAGGCCCCGGUGAACUGUAUACGGGGACCAUCACUGGCACUGGGCCCAUCUCGAAAGAGACGGACGACUACGGCAGGAAGGUGCUAGAAAUGCUAGACCCAGACCAGGCGACAGCGAAGUUGAGGAAAAACGAAGAGUCGUGGCUUGUAGGCAGGGGGCAGGGUGUGGUGCGAUACGAUGUUGUGCAGUGUCCUAGCAAUGAUCCCAUUGAGGACGAUCAUGCCGAGAAAAUUGUAGAAGUGCCUUCAAACCUGGCAGCUACUGACAAUGGUGCCAUGGCCAGCGACUGGAUGUUCUGGGGCGUCUUUGACGGACACAGUGGCUGGGUCACUUCAGCUAAACUUCGCCAAACCCUCAUCUCCUACGUUGCACGCGAGCUCAACAGCACCUACAAAUCCGCAGUAGAGGAUCCUUCUCUCCACUUCCCAACCCCAGAAGCCAUCGACAAGGCCAUCAAGACUGGCUUCGUCCGCCUAGACAACGAGAUUGUACACGAGUCCGUGAAGAAGGUCAAGAAAGCGCAGUCCAAAGUUGCCGCUGCCGAGUUGCUUGCACCUGCCCUUUCUGGAUCAUGCGCUCUGCUGUCCUUUUACGAUAGCCGCUCAAAGCUUCUUCGAGUCGCAUGUACUGGUGACUCCCGUGCGGUUCUCGGACGACGCGGCACCAACGGCAAGUGGACAGCAACCCCGCUAUCAGAAGACCAGACCGGAGGCACCACGAGCGAGGCCGAAAGACUACGCAAAGAACACCCUGGCGAGCCCAACGUAGUCAGGAAUGGCCGCAUCCUUGGUGGGCUAGAACCAUCUCGUGCCUUUGGCGACGCCUACUACAAGUGGACGCUCGAGACAAAUGCGGAGCUGAAGAAGUCAUACUUUGCACGGACCCCGUCGGCACUUCUCAAAACACCGCCUUAUGUAACCGCCGAGCCCAUCAUUACUACAACCAAAGUCGAGCCAGAAAAAGGUGACUUUGUCGUCAUGGCCACUGAUGGUCUCUGGGAAAUGCUCACCAACGAGGAGGUCGUUGGCCUAGUUGGCCAAUGGCUCGAUGCACAGGGCACCCCGGGCAAGCAAGGCUCCCAAACUCAUUCUUGGCUGCAGAGCUGGUGGUCAACACAGAAGCAAUUGCCAGUAGAGCAAAAAGCGGGCGAGAGUGGCGAAGGCCAGCGAGCACCGAUGCGUCAACAGCAGUGGGGUACCAAGACCAGCCUCAACGAGAGGUUCGUGGUCGAGGACAAAAAUGCAGCGACUCAUCUGGUGCGAAAUGCGCUUGGUGGAAAAGAUCAAGAUCAACUAAGUGCACUGCUUACACUGCCGAGUCCCUUCUCGCGACGAUACAGGGAUGACUUGACCGUCGAAGUUAUAUUCUUCGGCGAAGAUACAGGCACUGGAAACGUCACACUAAAUAAGGAAGCCAGCGCAGUAGCACCAGAGGUUAAGGCGAAGCUAUAA
Cucurbitaria berberidis CBS 394.84 is the source of this 1620-nucleotide messenger RNA. Its product is annotated as protein serine/threonine phosphatase 2C. Gene Ontology annotation, molecular function: protein serine/threonine phosphatase activity. The record is from RefSeq and is a predicted model, not a curated record. The transcript is spliced from 4 exons. NCBI's taxonomy places the organism in Eukaryota, Fungi, Ascomycota, Dothideomycetes, Pleosporales, Cucurbitariaceae. The coding region runs from base 1 to 1620 and encodes 539 amino acids. Gene Ontology annotation, biological process: protein dephosphorylation.